Saprolegnia diclina VS20 is the source of this 1878-nucleotide messenger RNA. RefSeq lists its product as hypothetical. The record is from RefSeq and is a predicted model, not a curated record. The transcript is spliced from 7 exons. NCBI's taxonomy places the organism in Eukaryota, Oomycota, Saprolegniomycetes, Saprolegniales, Saprolegniaceae. Bases 1 to 1878 code for a protein of 625 amino acids. Gene Ontology annotation, molecular function: protein binding.
AUGAGUGGCCUCCAUUACGGGCAGUGGCCAACGCACCACCCGGCGUCCCUCGGCGUGCGGCACCACUCGACGACCUCAUACUCGUCGCUCGACGACAAGGCUGUCGUUUGCAAGAAGAAUGUGUUUGUCUCCAAGUCGAUGCGCGUGCAGCUGGCGCGCGUGAGCUACAUCAACAUGAUCCUUAUCGCACAGACGCUGCUCUUCAACGCCUAUCGCGGCGAGGCCAUCACCCACAGCGCGACCUGCGAGCGCUACAACACGGUGCGACUCCUUCUGCGCAGCGUGCUCUGGGGCACCAGCUUUGUCCUCUUCCUGCCGACGACAGGCCACAAGUUCUUCAAGCUCUACCACGUGCGCUACGACCGCGCGUCCCGGCGAAAGCGCCACCGGCUCUCAGACACGCUCCUCGACACGGACACGUCGUCGCAGCCGCCGUCCCGAAAACAGCUUCACGUGGUGCGCACGACGUUUCUGCGGCUCUGCGAAUGCGUCGCGCUGGCGCAAAUCGCGCUGCUCGCACUCACAAUCGUGUACAUUCCGCUCGGUAUGGCGCAGCCGAGCUGGACGUGGGAUUGCCCCUCAGCAAUGGACGAGACGCUGCAUGGUCUUCUCCUGGGCAUUUCGUUCGUCUUUGCGCUCUGGGCGUAUAUCGUGACGUGGGACUUCCUCGUCAUGUUCCAUCAGCUCCGCACGCAUUUGCUCUUGCAACACGGCGUGUUUGGCGACGCGCACCUCGCGCAUGACCGUCCGUUCAACCGCUCGCGGACUGAGAUCUUACGCCACCGCAUGUGGAUGGCCGUCCAGGAGAAGGACAUGGAGGCGCUCCACGCAGCCGUGACCAAAGCGCUUGGCGAAGACCCUGCGUUUGCAACCAACUGGUUUUCCGGCGUGACGCUGCGCUGCCAUAAGCGCGUUGCGAGCUCCCAGCACAACCCGCUGCACCUGGCGCUCAAGACCCACCAGCACGAAAUUGCGUGCUACCUCUUGGACGUUGGGUUUGGGCUCAAUACGCUCGAGAAGGUGCAGCUGUCCGAGUUUGCAUUACGCCACGUGUACGACAAGGUGUUUUGCUUUUUUUCGCCCAAUUUUGAAGAGCCGCCGAGCCUCUAUGGCCCGCGUGGCUGGUUCAAGCACACCUUGAUGACGCCACUGCACGUUGCUGUCGUCCGCAGCGACGUGCCGAUGGUCCAGAAACUCUUGGCAGCUGGCGCCGACCCCAACGUGCCCGCGCAGUCGACGCUGCCAACGUACGCGACGCCGCCGCUCUUUUGGGCGACCCACCCGGACGUGACCAAACUCCUCUUGGAGCACGGCGCCAACCAGCUGCACGUGCCCAAGCAUGGAUUUUACUUGACCGCCUACGAAGACGCGCUGCUGCACGGACGCCACGCAAUCGCACACCUCAUGGAGACGUGGGGGGCUGACAUUGCGCUCACUCCGCUUCACGAUGCCGCUGCCCAAGGUGACCCCGAUCUCCUCCUCCCCUUUCUCUCGGACGAGUCGGUCAACACGCUUGGCGAGCAGUCCAAAGGCCUCUUUCGGCGCACGCCACUGCAUUGGGCAGCGAUCCGUGGCCAAGUGGACACGGCAAGGGUGCUGCUUCAGCACGGCGCAACUAUCAACGCCGUCGACGCCUACGGCCGCACGCCGCUGGCGUGGGCGUGCUAUCUCAAUCACGUCGAACUCGCCGAAGAGCUCGUUACGCUCUGGGACGCCAAGCUCAACAGCGUUGACCACCUCGCCAUUGGGUUCCAAGAGAGCCUCGACCACCUCUUUGCGGUCCUUCCAUGGAUUCAUGCUGCGACGAGCGAAGAUGCCGACAGCCUCGUCGACGACGCCCCCAUGUUGGAGUACCAUAUGCACAACCUCGUGUUGUAA